Oncorhynchus mykiss (rainbow trout) is the source of this 12097-nucleotide messenger RNA. Its product is annotated as solute carrier family 22 member 23. Gene Ontology annotation, molecular function: transmembrane transporter activity. NCBI's taxonomy places the organism in Eukaryota, Metazoa, Chordata, Actinopteri, Salmoniformes, Salmonidae. The record is from RefSeq and is a predicted model, not a curated record. Gene Ontology annotation, biological process: transmembrane transport. Gene Ontology annotation, cellular component: membrane.
UAAAAAUCUCAACUCAACUCAAGUGCAUCCUCUCUUCUCCUUUCCCUCCACUCUGACAGACCUCCUAUUGUCAUAAAUAUAAGGUCAGGCCUAUGGGCCUAGUAAACGUCUCCUAGGCUACACACAUUACAAUGGAGAUCUUUGUCGCUAUAUAGAGCCAAAACCGUGUUAUGCAACCUGUCGGGGUAAGCACUGCUGCGAGUGAGCGACAGACAUGGGCGGAGGGUUGCUCAAAGUUCCGCCUCUAGUUUACCAGACGGUUAAAUGUUUUUAUCUUUCUUCCUAUUCUGUAGUUACAGAAUCUGUCCGUGUCACUUCACCGCUGUGAAAAUUCCUCAACAUGUCUGAUUUACAUUUAACUUUCGAUAUAUCAGAUGACGUGGUCAGGAAGAAGGAAUAGGCUAUGUGUUUACAGACCAUCAGAUGACUGUAUUUCACUAUUUGUACAGGUGUGUUACCUGUAGCGCCCUCGAGAAAUGUGCAGUGUUUAACGUCCUCCCUCGAUAUUCCACUUCUUCCGGCACAAUUAUAUGCUAAUGAGGUGUAGCCUAUCCAGCAGAAGGGAAUAUUGGUGAUUAAAAACAUCCCUGACAAUUUCUCAUGUUGUCGCGCUUGUUUAUUCUAAGUUUGGAAAUGUGCCAGCCUACAUUUAAAGCUGCUUGCUGUCACUCAAGUAGCCUAGUGCUCUCAGUUCAGUGACAAUAGUCCAUGGAGUCCACCUAAACAGGAGCACAGGGAGUCCAGAUCCUAAAGAAGCGACUCUUAUUUCAAUUUCAGUGGUUGCUUGCGCACGGCUUUCACCACUAGAGCGGGGGCAUUGACGCAUUUUGGAGUCGACGGGUAACACUGCCAACCCGGCUGCGCUACAGACGCAUCCAUGAGCGAAACCGCGAUGGCCGUGGUGCAGCUCGAGACGGAGGACCAUCAACCGGAGAACGGCUUCGUGUCCCCCGAAACAGAGUCGCCGGGAUUGCUCACACGCAUCGACGAUUGUGUCUUGCCUUUUCUUGGGGGAUUUGGGAAGUAUCAGCGACAGCUAAUCGUGCUGACGUGGAUUCCGGCGUUAUUUAUUGGAUUCAGCCAGUACUCUGAUGAAUUCCUUCUUGCCCAACCGAACAAUACAUGUGUUCCUCCAACUGCAAAUACGACUAAUUUUACUAUAAUUCCUUCCUCUUUAUUUCAUGGUCCAAAUAAUAGUUUCCCACGAACAGCGGCGUACGUUUAUUACAAUGGCACCCACAAUAAUACAGCCAGGCAUCUGCAACAUUGUAUGUGCAAGGAGUGGACGUUUGAGCUGCAUACGGGACUAAUGCAGAAUGUGGUUACUAAGUGGAGCCUGGUGUGUGACUCGGCGUGGAAGGUCCACAUCGCUAAGUUCUCUCUGCUGGUGGGAUCCAUAUUCGGAUACCUGGUCUUUGGGGUCCUGGCAGACUGGUUUGGUCGCCACCCGGUCCUAAUAAUCUCGGUCCUGUUCAUGCUGGUGUUCGGUCUGACCGUGGCCUUCUCAGUCAACGUUCCCAUGUUCAGCACCCUGCGCUUCUUCGAGGGCUUCUGCUUGGCAGGCAUCGCCCUCUCCCUCUACAUCCUCAGGAUUGAGCUGUGCCUACCAGCCUGGCGUUUCUCCAUGACCAUGGUUGCCAGCUUCGUGGUGCUGGGCGGGCAGCUCCUGAUGCCAGGGAUGGCAUACGUCUGUCGAGACUGGCAGGUUCUGCAGGCUGUCAUCAUCUGCCCGCUUCUCCUCAUGCUGGCUUAUAUCUGGAUCUUUCCCGAGUCUCUGCGGUGGCUGCUGGCCACUCAACAGUAUGGCCGCUCCAAGUGGAUCAUGGGACACAUCAUCAAGAAGAACCAGGUCAACCCCGAGCUGGACACUGACCACAUCCUUACAGAGCUGCAGAACGCUCUUCACAAGAAACCCAAAAAGACAUGUAUCGUAAAGAUGGUGGGGACAAGGAACCUGUGGAAAAACAUUGUGGUCCUCUGUGUGAACUCACUGACUGGCUAUGGCAUCCACCACUGCUUUGCCCGCAGUAUGAUGGACCACCACGAGACCCACGAGUCCACCAUGUUCCACAACUUCUACGCUGACUACUACACCAUGGCGGGCAUCGCCGUGGCUUCAUGCAUGGCACUGUGCCCGGCGGUGGGCCUAAUGGGGAGGAGGGGAGGCCUGCUCAUGUUCAUGAUCAUCACUGCGCUGGCAUCAUUGCUGCAGCUUGGCCUGCUCAACUUGCUGGGGAAAUACAGUGUCCAUCUGAAUAUAGAGAGCUCGGAUACACUUAAUAAGAACUUCUCCAUCGCCUUUUCCAUCAUCGGCAUGUUCUCCUCCCACGCUGUCAGCAACCUGAGCAUAUUCUUCUGCGCUGAGAUCACCCCCACCGUCAUCAGGGGUGGUGGUUUGGGCCUGGUACUAGCCAGCGCUGGCUUCGGCAUGCUGACCGCCCCCAUCAUGGAGCUGCACAAUCAGAAGGGCUACUUCCUCCACCACAUCAUCUUCGCCUGCUGCACCCUCAUCUGCAUCAUCUGCAUUCUCCUCCUCCCCGAGACGCGCUACCAGCCCCUGCCUGAGACCCUGGCUGAUGGGGAGUGUUACACCCGCCAACCCCUGAUGCCCCCCAAGAAGCCUGGCGAACAGCGCCUCCUCCUGGCCCAGUCGGAGAGCAGCAGGGACUACACCCGGGUCCACGACACACCACUGCACGAGGCGGCCGCCACCACCGUCUUCACCAUGGACUCCACGGCAUCCUCCGCUGUUGACCUCACGGCACCGUCGUUUAUAGUUAUUUUGCCGCCCCCCGCUACAGAGUUGACGUCAUUCCAGCCUGAGCCUGAUCCUGAUACUGUGCCCCUGGUUAAGAAAGACCUCAAUGGGAAAUCCGUUACGCCCCCAUCUGGUACUCCCAUGGCGGCCCUAGAUAAGGCAGACGUUGUACUGCCUAGUAAAGAGCACCUGUUAUCUUCCACACCUAGAAAUAGUGCCCUCACUCCCUCCAAUUCCCUUCUGAAGUCUGAAGAUUCUACUGAUAUACCCCUAAUUGAGAUUCUACUGAUAUACCCCUCAGCCCCCUCCCCUACUAAGGACGUUACCACUGCCACUGAUACAGAAGACCUCCCUACCUCCAUCUUGGUCAACACCAUUCCCCCUGUUAUUGAAACCCAUCCUAUCUCUUCAUUGGACUCAACCACUCCACCAGUACUUGAUUCAUCCUCUACCUCCACAUUGGACUCUACCCCUCCCCCUGUCAUAAAAAGCACCCCUACAUUGGACUCUACCAUUCCCCCUGUCAUAGAAACUCCUUGUACCUUGGGCUCUACCACUCACCCUGUAAUUGUCCCUAUCCCCCCUUCUCCAACACCCUCCCCUACUGUCAUCAAUGACAUUGUUCCCCUUCCCCCCAUGGUCGACUGUACCACUCCUAUUGAUUCUACUGACCCCAUCACCACAGAUUCGAUCAUUCCCAUUCUAAUAGACUCUGUAGAUGACAAUAUCCCCCCUCCUCCUACCCAUAAUUCAGACUGUACCAUUCCCCCUGUCACAGACUCUGUCCAUACUCCAGAGUUGGACUCUUCAUGUGUUAAGGAUGUUGUUGUCUCUCCCUCUUCCCCUGUCGUAGCUCAUUCCCCUGUUCAUUACCCCACCCCCCUAUCACCACCACUGCCACCCAUUGACUCAGUUCAUAUCCCAACAACAGUGGACUCUUCCACUCCCCCUGUCAUAGACACUGUUCACCCCCUCACUGUGGACUCUACCACUCUCCCCAUCACAGACAUUGUUCAACCCCUUACAUUGGACUCUACAACUCUGCUUUUCAUAGACUCACUUCUCCCCAACAUAACAGACUCUGAGACCACAGAGGCGGCCCCUGCUUCCACAAUAAUGGACUGCACCAUCUCCUCCCCAAUAGACUCAGGUAUCCUCCCCGUAAUGGAUUGUGCCAUCUCAGAAAACAGCGCUGUCAAUGGGGUGGUGUCUUCAUGAUCCAAGGCUCCACCUGUGGAACAAGGAGGUGGGCCCCUCCCUCAUGGAGGAAGAAGCCCUAGACACCCAUGUCACAUGACGGGGGUCACUAACUGGUCUGUCAGGCCUCAGACAUUUCAGCUGCUCUGUCGGGAGACUGCAAGUGACAAACAGGAGGGUAACAGCUUGAGCUUGGGCCAAGUUUUUUUGUGUCAUACAUCUUACUGGGAACAGCCAGAGAACAGGACAGGGUUGUGGUGACAGUGAUGAGUGGUUAGGGACAGUUCAAAAUUUACUGGGAGGGUAAUGCGUUUUUUCCCCUAGGUUUACAUUCACCCUAUUUGCAGGUUUUACUAUAUGAUUUAUUCCAUCAUCUGCUUGCAUGCACCUCCCCUAUAUCAAGAUGUUUUGGAGGUUCCAUUAUGCACUGCACUUCUCCACAUACUAACUAUACCACAGGCUAAUAUAGUCUACCAGUCUAACUGUCUAUCCUGCCCUCUAUCCACCUUUCAUAGUGACAAUAGUGGUAGGUGGAUAGUUUGUCCAGAUCUGCAAUAACUAGCGAUCAUACCACACAUAAUAUCAUUCAAAGCUGCACCAAUAUAAGUGUAGAGACCAGGUGCAUCAUUGCGCAUGAAAGAACAGUGAAGACAUGAGAUAUGCUGCUCAAAAAUCUCCCCUAUACUGUAAAUCUUGUUUUAGGGACUGUACAAUUAUUCUACCUAGACUAGCCUAGAACACAUUAUUGCUUUCAAGUCAGUACAUUUUACUCUAGGCUGUGAACUGCAGUGAAAAUGUCAUUUGAAUAAUAUUUCAUUCCAUUCAUUCCAUUUGGCUCAAUUGUUGGUCUGCUCUAGAACAAGGGUCUCCAACAGGUCCAGUAGAUCGCAUCCCACCUAUGAGUAGCUCGCAGCCCACCUAUGAGUAGCUCGCAACCCACCUAUGAGUACCUCUCAGCCCACCUAUGAGUAGCUCGCAACCCACCUAUGAGUAGCUCGCAGCCCACCUAUGAGUAGCUCGCAGCUCACUUAUGAGUAGCUCGCAACCCACCUAUGAGUAGCUCGCAGCCCACCUAUGAGUAGCUCGCAACCCACCUAUGAGUAGCUCGCAGCCCACCUAAGAGUAGCUCGCAGCCCACCUAUGAGUAGCUCGCAACCCACCUAUGAGUACCUCUCAGCCCACCUAUGAGUAGCUCGCAACCCACCUAUGAGUAGCUCGCAGCCCACCUAUGAGUAGCUCGCAGCUCACUUAUGAGUAGCUUGCAACCCACCUAUGAGUAGCUCGCAGCCCACCUAUGAGUAGCUCGCAGCUCACCUAUGAGUAGCUCGCAGCCCACCUAUGAGUAGCUCGCAACCCACCUAUGAGUAGCUCGCAGCCCACCUAUGAGUAGCUCGCAGCCCACCUAUGAGUAGCUCGCAACCCACCUAUGAGUACCUCUCAGCCCACCUAUGAGUAGCUCGCAACCCACCUAUGAGUAGCUCGCAGCCCACCUGUGAGUAGCUCGCAGCUCACUUAUGAGUAGCUCGCAACCCACCUAUGAGUAGCUCGCAGCCCACCUAUGAGUAGCUCGCAGCUCACCUAUGAGUAGCUCGCAGCCCACCUAUGAGUAGCUCGCAACCCACCUAUGAGUAGCUCGCAGCCCACCUAUGAGUAGCUUGCAGCCCACCUAUGAGUAGCUCGCAACCCACCUAUGAGUAGCUCGCCAAAUAAUUCUGAAAGUACAUGCAAUAUUCACAUGGCCCAGUGCAAACUGUCAUAAACAAAUCUCUCAAGUAUCAGACACCGCAGCUUCCCAGCUACUAUCUAAUAAAUGCAACGUUGGCAUUAUCCCACCCCUGGUUAGCCACUAAAGGCCUUAAAAGCCAAACGUAAAACAAUAUCUGCCAAUUAAUUUUCCAGCAAUAUUGCCCUGGUCUGUCUGUGUGAUGCACGCGUUUGUCUAUCACUUCAUGUGGAGCCAGUUGAUGUGAUAACUGUCUUGUGGGUUUCCCCAAAGCCUUCGCAAUCAAAUGUUGACUGCAAAGUCAUGAGUAAGUAUAUCAUUUGUGUCUAAACUGAACAAAAAUAUAAAUGCAACAUGCAACCAUUUCAAAGAUUUGACUGAGUUUACAGUUCAUAUAAGAAAAUCAGUCAAUUUAAACAAAUUGAUUAGGCCCUAAUCUAUGGAUUUCACAUGAAUGGGAAUACAUAUAUGCAUCUGUUGGUCACAGAUAAAAAAUAAAAAAAUAAUUAAAGUAGGGGCGUGUAUCAGAGAACUAGUCAUUAUCUGGUGUGACCACCAUUUACCUCACACAGCGCGACAUCUCCUUCACAUAGAGUUGAUCAGGCUGUUGAUUGUGGCCUGUGGAAUGUUGUCCCACUCCUCUUCAAUGAUUGUGCAAGGUUACUGGAUAUUGCCGGGAACUGUAACACGCUGUCGUACGCUUCAAUCCAGAGAAUCCCAAACAUGCUCAGUGAGUGACAUGUCUGGUGAGUAGCCAGGCCAUGGAAGAACUGGGACAGGAACUUCCAGGAAUUGUGCACAGAUCCUUGCGACACGGGCCAUGCAUUAUCAUGCUGAAACAUGAGGUGAUGGUGGCGGAUGAAUGGCACCACAAUGGGCCUCAGGAUCUCGUCACGGUAUCUCUGUGCAUUCAAAUUGCCAUUGAUAAAAUGCAAUUGUAUUUGUUAUCCGUAGCUUAUGCCUGCCCAUACCAUAACCCACCUCCACCAUGGGGCACUCAGUUGUAAGGCCUCUUGGACGUACAGCCAAAUUCUCUAAUAUGAUGUUGGAAGUGGCUUAUGGUAGAGAAAUUAACAUUCAAUUGUCUGGUAACAGGUCUGGUGGAAAUUCCUGCGGUCAGUAUGCCCAUUGCUCGUUCCCUCAAAACUUGAGACAUCUGUGGCAUUGUGUUGUGUGACAAAGCUGCACAUUUUAGAGUGGCCUUUUAUUAUCCCCAGCACAAGGUGCACCUGUGUAAUGAUCUUUCUGUUUAAUCAGCUCCUUGAUAUGCCACACCUGUCAGGUCGAUAGAUUAUCUUUGCAAAUGAGAAAUGCCCACUUACAGGGAAGUAAACAAAUUUGUGCAUAACAUUUUAGAGAAAUAAGCUUUUUUUGUAUGGAAAAUGUCUGGGAUCUUUUAUUUCAGCUCAUGAAACAUGGAAACAACAUGUUUUGCGUUCAUAAACUUCAUAAACUUUGCCAUGAAAUAAGUAGCAGCAGUACAGAACCAUCGCUAGACCGGCACAUUAGACGGCACAUUCCUCACUUGUGGAAUUAAAGGGCCAGAUGUGGAACUAAAGGGGAAUUACACUCAAAGAUCAAUUUAUUUGUUUUUUCCAGACCUAAAAAAAAUAUGUAUUCUGAUGUGAUUUUAAGCAUUGACAUGGACUCAGAACAUCCAAUUGUGUUGUUUCUUAAUGAACUAUUAUUGUAAUUUUGAGUUUUAAAUUGUUUUAAUCUAAACCCACAAUUUAUUUUUUUACUGAGAACUUAAUUUGGGAAAAUAUUCAAUUAAUUUUUUUAAAUUAAAAUUAUUUUACAAGGGCCCCCUUUUUAGAGUUGUUCAUUAACCAUUAUUUUUUUACCAGUUAUAUUCACAGAAAAAAAUUAUCUUGUACACUAAGGACCUGGCGAUGAAUUGCAGGGGAGAGGAGAAAAGGAAGAAUGUGCCUAUUUGAAAGCUUGAAAAAAUGUGUAACUCGAGACGCAUUACAUUUUUAAGCUUUUCAUGCUAGAAAAGGUUGGAGACCCCUGGUCUAGAAAUACACAGUAGCAGGCCAUUCUGGCAUUAUUUUAUGUUCUGAUACUGAGAUGCGCUGUCUGUUACGGAUCCUCAUUCUCCUAAGUUGUGCUAUAAUAAUGUGGCCACAUAUGCUCCCAACAGGCCCAGUUGUUCAGGAAAGUGUCAUGCGUGCUCUGCCUCCGAGCAGCUAUUCCUCGCGCACCUAGAACCUAACACUUCAAUAUAGCCUAAAUAUGUGUAAUUUAACUUUUGGAUGACCUUUUACGUGUGGCAUAAACACAACCAGUCACAAUAUUUGAAUUGGCUACUUCAAAAGACUCCUGUAGGCUACAUGCGUACAUUUGUCCAACAUUUUAUUCAGGCAUUCAAACUGUCCAGAUUGUGGUGUUGAAAACGCAAACCAUGAUGUUGAAGCAGCCGAAGUCCGUAUAAUUUGCUUAUUGGUUGUUGUCCAUUGGCACAGAGACCUGUUGGUGGAAAAUUUGUUGCAUAUAUUUUAUAUAAUUAUAAACCGGGUGGUUGGAGCCCUGAAUGCUGAUUGGCUGAAAGUCAUGGUAUAUCAGACUGUAUACCAUGGGUAUGACAAGAAAAAAUAUUUGUACUGUUCUAAUUACGCUGGUAACCAGUUUAUAAUAGCAAUAAGGCACCACAGGGUUUGUGGUAUAUGACCAAUAUAUCGUGGCUAAUGGCUGUAUUGAGGCAUUCCGCAUUGCGUUGUGCAUAAGAUUAGCCCUUAGCCGUGGUAUUUUGGCCAUAUACCACACCCCCUCGAGCAUUAUUGCUUAAAUAUGGCAUCAACAUUUAGAAAAUCUGAUUUCCACCUAGCUGAUCAUUGUCUGUAGCUUGCUCUGAUUGUGGUGUAGGUCUAAUGAAACAGGCCGGGAGCAUUAGCUCUGUCCAUGGUGGUCGGCGAACUCUCAACCUUCUGGCCCGUAGCCCUACGUUGCAUCGACUGUGCCACAAAAGCAGGAUGAAGUGGAAAAGUCACAUUUAUAGACACAGGGUCACUAUAGUUAUUGUUAUUUGUGGUCACAAACAUUAUUUAGAGUUAAUUCUAUGAGGGGGGACGGUGUGCAAUUAUUUUUUACAAUACAAGGGGAGUGUUGUGUGAAAAUAUCUUUUACUUUGAGGAUGGGGGGUGCCAUUUUUUUAGUACACCUCGAAAAUGUUGAACUGUCCCUUACUCAGCCACAGUCUGAAACUGUCAGUAAUUAUGAAGUCGUCAGCGUGUGACUUUGUUGUUGUUGGGAGAAUCCUGAAUGUCAUUUUAGACUGAGAGACUACCAGCCAAAACUCCAUUUAGAAUCCUUUAUCCCAAAGGUUAGUUGGAGAUUCCAUAAAUACCACAAAAAAAACAUUUGACUGUACAUUUGCCUCAACUGCAGACUUAGAUGUAUGUCCAAUGUGUUUGAUGAUGUACAUUUGCCUUAUCAUGUAGAAAAAAAUACUUCAAGAAUACAAAGCAGAAUUUUGAAUGUCAACAGUGCCAGAUUUCUCCUAAUUGUUCUUGUUGUCGCUGAAAUUAGUACUCAGAAACCAAUUGGAAUCUGUGUAGGGAAAAGAGCAAUUUGCCAAACAUGAAAAACCAAAAGUAAAUUUUGCUGCCCGAAUGAACUGCCAAUCGAAGGGCAAUAAAGACAAGUAUUGGAGGUAUUUUGAUGUAUUAGACAAUGAGUUAAAAUCACAAGUGAAACAUCUCAAGACUCCAGUCCUUGUAAUACAGGCAUGUGUGUAUGAAAGGUUAGAGAGAAGGAGAGAAUGACUUGAACUGAAGAGGCAUGCUCCAAAGUUAAAAAGACAAUAGACUGUUUAUGUCUGAAAUGACAGUAGAAAAGGAGAGCUUUACCGGUGAUGUGGUUUAAGUGAGUGGUCAGUUGGUCCUGUAGGGCUAUGUUGUGAUUAUUGACGGUGUGGUCCUGAAAGUGAAACAUUUAUUUUUAUUUUUUUUUACUAUUUCCCUGUUUCAUGGGACUGAAGCGUCAUCUUUUUAUUUUUCCACUCUUUUCAUAAAUGAAAUGAAUUGUACUGUAUGCAAUGGAUCUUGUAAACGUGAUAUUGUAGAUAAAAUUGCAUACUUAAUGUUGUUGUGCUACUGAUGUUGAGCUUGAUUGCAAAAAUAAGAACAAAGAUUUCCACUAUAAUCUCAAGGGGCGUGUCCUUAGUGUAUACAGCUAGCCGGCACUGUCACCAUUAUUUGUGUGAAUGUAAGUGGCACUUUAUCCUUUGCUAUGGGGACAGAGCAUGUAAACAAAAAUGUGAACUUUUCCACAAAACAAAGAAGUGAUGUUAAAAUGUUACCUAAAAAGGAACAAGAGCCAUCGCUCUGAAAUGGACACAUGAAUGACAAAAGUAUUUUGUCAAAUAUAUCUGUCAUUGCCACCAUCUUGUGUGUAUUGUGUAUGUGUCAUUUGCAUAUUUGUUGUAGUAAAAAUAUUUUUUGUGUAUUGCCUAGAAAAAUAUACUUGAAAAUAUUUUCAUUUCACCAAAGUAUGCAAAAAUUAUAUUUUUGUGAUAUUGACUAAAAUUCUGCUACAUUUUGAAAUGUAGGCUUACCCCUCUCUGUUUUUGUUGGAUUUGUAAUUCAAAAUAUUAACAAUCAUUAACAUUAAGUACUUAUUUCAUUGUAAUCAAUACAGACAUGAUAGAGAAAUGCUGUGAUCUCUUGACUGUAAAAAACAACAAACAUCUUUGAUUAUUUUUAUUAAAAUUGUGAUGAGGAGCUUUCUUCUUCUUUUUAAAACCCAAAUGGCUAGUGUCAACAUCAUGCUUUACCAACAUCUAUUAUUGACUGACUGUUGACAAUAGUACAUACCCGACAAACAAAAUGGUGGCUAUCAGUUCACUAAUAAGGCUACUACAUCCAAUUGUGCAGAGAUCUGUGUCAAUUGGCCACUGUUUACAAAUACAACAUCACUCAUUUAUUGUAAAGCUUCUUUUCAAAUCUCAUUGAUUGAUGUCAAAUGCCAUGGAGUCCACAUUCUUAUAUAGUGUGUUUAUUACUAUGUAUUUAACCAGGAAAAUACAAUGGCUUUGGAGGUGUCCAAAGUGUUGUGUAUGAUGCAAUAGCAGCCAAAAUGAUCACUCUACUGUACACUAAUCAUACAGUAGUCAUCACAACACAUACUGUCAUAUAUUUCUAUGGAUGUAAAAAAUAACUAUGAUAAUACUAAACGUGUAACAACAUACUUUAUGUUCAUUCUCUGGUUAUUUCCUGGUAAGUAAGCAUGCUGUUAAAGAAGAUAUUAUUUUCUUGUGAGAUUAAUUCCUAAUAUAACCCUGUUCACAAGACUCAAGCAUGAUGCAGAAAGGAUAUGUGAAACAAGUUAAACUUCAGUACACCCCUAUAUGGGCCUACUCACUUCUUUAAUCUCCAAUACACCCUAGGCCUCAAAGCACAAUGUAUCCUGGUGCACAAUGUAUCUUGCCAACUCAAGAGUAGUUAACUCAGGAGUAAAGUCUCCCCUAGUUACAGAUCUAGGACCAGCUUCCCCUCCCCUGAUCCUAAACUUAACCAUUGAUUGGGAAGCUGCUAAACUGACCCAAGAUCAGUGUCUAGGGGCAACUUCACCCCAGUCCGAUUAGCUUGUUUGGCUAGCAGUGAUGUGAGGAGGCUGUUGUUGUGAACAGUCUGUCUGAGCACUCUUAUCACUUCAAUAACAGACUCAACAUGUUGUAUAUGUACAAUACAAUACACUUACUUUACUGUACAUUCUGUCACUGUACUGUCUAUUCACACUGGAACAACAAAAUAGCUCAAUCUUACAGAUGUUAAAGAGGAUAUUGUCUGCAGCUGUACAGUAGUUCUCACCGCCCAUUUCCUGAAAUGCAACCUCACCAUCUCAUUGGUUCGCUGAGACACACAUGCACUGACACACACAGGAACAAAUGGUGUAACCUCACAUGUAAAAUUCGAUUUUUAAUUUGCAUUCUGGUCAUUUAGCAGAUUCUCUUAUCUUCAAAUGUCACAAUACAACACAUUGCAACCUUACAUUACAGUCUCAGAUGUCAUAUGUAAUAGCAAAGUCAGCACCAGGCGCUAGUGUAUGGUAAGAGUUGGGUGAUGGCUUGGAGAGUGGCUAUAGUUAAACAGAAAAAGUAGAUAGACCAUAGAAUACAUUCAGGUAAAGAUGAUUUUCUCUAGGUUCAUAGGUUGUUCAUAGGUUGUGCCAUCAUACAGUGGUUUGGAAAGGGUUUUCAACUGAUCAAAUCUUCACUCAUCCUACAUGCAACCAAACAUCUAUAUUGGUGAAAUGAAAAAGAACCCUAAUAUGGCACAGAGUUUCUGUUGGUGCAAGAUUUGAAAGAAAGAAUGUAAAAAUGACAGACUACUAGUUACAUUUUUAUUUGGGGAUUUUGAAUAAUGCACUUGUAUAUAAGCCACGUGACGUUGUAAUAAACUUCACUAUUUAUUGAUGAA